AUGAGUUUUGAUGAUGUAUUAAUUGUUGUUUCAUUAACCGGAACUUAUUUAUAUACAAUUUUUAGUGCUUUCGCAUUACUUAAUAACAAGAAUCGAACAACAUGGAUUGCUUAUCUUAAAAUAGCAAUCGUUGUUUUAGAAUUUAUUGAAGCAACUGUUCAUGCAUUUUUCAUUCUGGUUGCAUUACGUAAACGUCUUAGUCGAUUAAGUAGACAUCAAUAUCCAGCACGUGAAGUUAUAACAUUACUUAUAAUGCUUGAUCUUAGUUUAUGGUUUGAAGAAACAACAACAACAACAAAACAUGAAGCUAAUCCAUUUCAAUUAGCUUUUUAUCAUACUAUUCCAUGGUCAAUUAUAGCUGCUAUUGCAACACCGCUUCAGAUUUUUUUUCGUUUUCAUGCAUCUGUAUGUCUGUCACAUGUUUGGGAAAAUAUGUAUAUCUUACCAGCCUUCGAGCCUGUUGCUCCUCAUGGUUUAUGA
Molecule: messenger RNA, 480 nt
Organism: Rotaria sp. Silwood2
Lineage: Eukaryota; Metazoa; Rotifera; Eurotatoria; Philodinida; Philodinidae
Source: the annotation of a GenBank genome assembly